Molecule: messenger RNA, 901 nt
Organism: Pollicipes pollicipes
Lineage: Eukaryota; Metazoa; Arthropoda; Thecostraca; Pollicipedomorpha; Pollicipedidae
Product: amino acid transporter AVT3C
Exons: 6
Coding region: 33-824 (263 amino acids)
Source: RefSeq, a predicted model, not a curated record
UCGGCUCGCCCCAGCACCUCAGAGCACCAGCCAUGUUCGCGCUGGUGUCAGUGGUGCUGGGCGCCGCGUUGAUGCUGGUGCAGAUGAUGGUGCUGCCGCCGGCGGUGGCGCCGGUGGUGCCACUGGCGCCGGUCAGCCUGUCGAGCUUCUGCCUGGGCCUCAGCACCAUAGUGUUCAGCUUUACCGGCGUGUCCACCUUCCCCACCAUCCAGCUGGACAUGGCCGACCGGGCUCGCUUCAGUCGCGCCGCCGCCGCCGGUUUCGCAGGUCUCUGUAUGGUGUACGUCCCGGUGGCGACCUUGGGCUACGUCAUUUAUGGAGAUCAAGUGCGCGACAACAUUACAGAGAACUUCACCGCUGGCCCCCUGCUCAUCAUCAUCCAGGUGCUUCUGACCGUCCACUUCUUGGGAGCGUUCGUCAUGCUCAUCAACCCGGUGUGCCAAAACGUAGAAGGAGCCUUCCAGAUACAGAGCUCCGAAGGCCUGACGAAGUGGCGCGUGUUGGUGCGCUCGAGCCUGAUGCUGCUGGCGCUGUUCGUGGCCGAAACUGUGCCCAGCUUCGGCAAGAUAAUGCAUCUCAUCGGCGGCACGUUCACGCUGAUGCUGACCUUCAUCCUCCCUUCGCUGCUGUACAUUCGCAUGCGCGGGGAGUACCACGGCACCAGCAAACACGGAUACAAAAAGUACCUCUUCAAGCGGUUCUACCUGGUGGUGGUGAUUAUACUAUGCGUGGCGCUCUCAACCGUGGUCGUCUUCUACUCCGUGGACGAGAUUGUGGCGCCGGGCACCUUCCAAACGCCGUGCUACCUCCGCUGGCUGAUGUGACGAGGCGACUGUCGUUCGUCAGAGGUCGUUAUCACGGUCCGCUGUCAGCGCCGGCUGACGUCAGCGCGGCCCGCUGU